Molecule: messenger RNA, 1515 nt
Organism: Zingiber officinale
Lineage: Eukaryota; Viridiplantae; Streptophyta; Magnoliopsida; Zingiberales; Zingiberaceae
Product: two-component response regulator ORR9-like
Exons: 5
Coding region: 649-1239 (196 amino acids)
Biological process (GO): phosphorelay signal transduction system; cytokinin-activated signaling pathway
Source: RefSeq, a predicted model, not a curated record
CGAUUAGUCUGCCAAGCGAGAGGGAUAAAGAAGCAGAUUGGAAAAGAUACUUGGAGACAGGAGGAAGAGGAGUCGAGGAGGCAAAUCUAGAAGGGAUCACAUGGAAUUGCCUUGCGGGGUAGGAGAGGAUACAGCAAAGACCACAAGAACUCUGCAAAUAUAGGCCAAGGAUGACGUCACCGAAUCUUGUGCGAGGAUUGGGUGGUCCCCCACCAGCGCCUGCCUUCCUCCUUGGCACGCAUCUUGAAGCAGUCGGGUGGAGGAGAUGGGCUCACGUUGGUGUGGCUGAGUUGUUCCGGAGGGACAAGCGAGGAGAUGGCUUAUAAAUAAAACAAGAGAUCAAAGGAAGCCAUGAAGAGAGGAGGUGGUAGUGGCUUUGCUUGGUAUCCAAUUCAAAGAUUGAGUGAAGAUUUGGGGGGUGAAAUCUGAUGGCUAUAGUUCAUAGCAUUUGAUUUCCUCGCUGGAUGUUGAUAAACAAACAAAAAACAAAACAAAACAAGGCUAGGCAAGGUGGAGAAGGACAAGGAGAAGGAGAAGGAGAAGGAGAACCUUCAUCGCCUCUUCCUCGUCUUCUCUGCCAUUUGAUUCCUCUCUUCGGCAUCACUUGAUUACAGAAAGAAAGAAAGCAAGCAAGCAAGAUAAGAAAAUAUGGGUGUUGAUAGACAGGCACAGUUUCAUGUGUUGGCUGUAGAUGACAGUCUCAUUGACAGGAAGCUCAUUGAGAGGCUCCUCACGACCUCAUCCUACCAAGUUACCACAGUGGAUUCGGUGAGCAAGGCUCUUGAAUUGUUGGGACUGAGAGAGGAACCGGGUGUCUUAUCACCUGAUUCACCAGAUAAGAAUGAGAUUGAGGUGAACUUGAUCAUAACAGAUUACUGCAUGCCCGGAAUGACAGGGUAUGAUCUUCUCAAGAGAAUUAAGGGUUCAUCGUCUUUGAAGGACAUUCCAGUUGUGAUCAUGUCCUCUGAGAACGUGCCUUCAAGGAUCAAUAGAUGCCUUGAAGGUGGAGCAGAAGAGUUCUUUCUCAAGCCCAUGCAGCUUUCAGACAUGACAAAGCUCAGACCUUAUAUGCAAAAAGGAAAACUGAAAGAAGAGCAACAACAGCAAUCACAACCAGAGGAAAAAAACAGCAACGACGGAAAUGUCAGUCAUAAAAGAAAAGCCGCCAUGGAUGAUGAUGAACUUAAGCCUGAGAAAACAAGGCCAAGAUUGUCCUGUAGCAGCUCGGCAUAUACAUGAAAUGAAGAGAGCUAGUUUCUCAAUUACCAUUUUUUACUUCUUAAUUUCUUCUCCUGCAAUUAAUUCAAACACAUACACCUAUUACUUUCCGGAUAUUCUAGUUUUCCUCACAAAACCAUUGAUGUUCGACACAUACACUUCUUUCUUUAGGGAAUUAGGAAGGAAAGAAGAUGUGUAGACAUGUGUCAUUAUUGUGUUCCUCGAGCUUCCAGAGAAUCAAUUUAUUGUCAUGCAUUGUGGGAAGCUUUUCAGUGACUCACUGAACCCUUGUUCUUA